Sphaeroforma arctica JP610 is the source of this 280-nucleotide messenger RNA. RefSeq lists its product as hypothetical. Gene Ontology annotation, biological process: protein folding. The record is from RefSeq and is a predicted model, not a curated record. The transcript has 2 exons. Bases 1 to 177 code for a protein of 58 amino acids. NCBI's taxonomy places the organism in Eukaryota, Ichthyosporea, Ichthyophonida.
AUGCAAGCCCAACAAGGGCUAAGACUAUGGUGUCUGCUACUGGUACUGGUGGGCCUAGUAUACAGUGAGCCUUUUGCUACGAAUGAUGCUGGAAUGGAUUUCCUAUCACUGAAUGCUGAACAGCCGGGAGUCGUAGUGAUGAGCUCAGGGAUACAGUAUAAGCAAUUUAAGAUAUGAUUUUUUGUUGCACACCUGGUUAAUGAUAUGUGCAGAUAUACAUACAUAAUGACACUAUCUGUAUUUUAUAUGAGGGUAAUUAUACACGAACACACAAACAAAC